AACACACAAUUAUAAUGGUCAUAUAAUUGGCUUAGAUUUACAUUUUAAACACAACUCUAUUCGUAUUCUUCAAAUUUACCUUUCUACUUCAGAGAAAAAACAAUUACAUGCCAAAAUUCAAGAACAAAUUAUUUUACUCUGUAAUAAUUCUAACUAUCAACUCAUAAUACUCAGUGAUUUCAACAGUGUUCCAAAUCCUCACCAAGAUAGAAAUCCUUCAAAAAACACCUCUAUUCCAGAAUCUCAAAUCCUCAAAUGCUUAAUUAGUCAUCAAUUUAAAGAUAUAUAUCGAUUUUUCUUUCCUACAACAUUAAAUUUUACAUUCUCUUGCUCAACUUAUAAUAGCAGAAUUGACCAAAUAUGA
Molecule: messenger RNA, 364 nt
Organism: Cetraspora pellucida
Lineage: Eukaryota; Fungi; Glomeromycota; Glomeromycetes; Diversisporales; Gigasporaceae
Source: the annotation of a GenBank genome assembly